Messenger RNA from Trichomonas vaginalis G3, 877 nucleotides. RefSeq lists its product as uncharacterized. The record is from RefSeq and is a predicted model, not a curated record. Lineage: Eukaryota; Parabasalia; Trichomonadida; Trichomonadidae. The annotation marks the transcript as partial. The transcript has a single exon.
AUGAAUUCAAAAAUUAAAGGAAUAACGGAUGAUAUAACAUCAAUUCCACCAGAAGAACAGAGAUAUUACGCAUUAAAUGCAUUUCCUAAAGUUUUGAAGAUUGGAAGAUUUAAUUUAAAUGAGGAAUUCAUAGAAGGUUUCCUAAAUGACAUAAUGAAGAAAGCAUAUUUAGUUUAUGUGGAUAGUGAGUUAAAUAAGAAGGUAGAUAAGGAAUAUGUGGAUAGUGAGUUAAAUAAGAAGGCAAAUUUGGUUUAUGUUGAUGAAAAAGAUAAUGAAAUUAAAGAAAGGGUUGAAUGGUAUCAUGAAUGGACAUUUGAGACUUUUAAAGGUAAAGCUGAUACAGGAUGGGGUUCAGGAUGUUUAGACCUUAAAGCAGAUAAAACUUAUGUUAACGAUGAGUUAGAGAAGAAGGCGGAUAAGGAAAAAGUUAUUUCAUUCAUUAAUACUGAGUUAGCAAAGAAAGCUGAUAUAUCAUUUGUUAAUGAAGAAAUAAAACAAUCAGAGGUCUAUUUUACUCCACCAUUUUUAAAUUUUAUGAAAUCAUCAGAUAAAACCUUUGAUAUAGAUUCUUUUGAAUGGAUAUGUUUCGAUGGAGUGACCAUGUAUUUAUUUUAUACAGCUGGAGUGCUUUAUUAUUUUAAAACAAAUGAUUUUAAAAACUAUGAAUCAUUUACUCCAUCUGUUUUGAAUCCUGAUACACGAAAGCCAAUCAUUAAUCCAAGAAUUUUAUAUGUUGAAUAUAAUAACGGUAAAUUUAUGGGAAUGAUAAUGGUUGAAGAUGAUUUUUACCCUUGUUAUUCAUUCGAUUGUAUCCAAUGGUUCAAAUGUAAUUUAAAUCAAGAUGCUAAAUUUAAAUAUCCAAAUAAUCCUAUUAGAU